GGAAGUAGCCUAUAUAAAUGAACUGAUUAUCUAAAUGCACAAUUACAGGGGCCUCUACUAGCAAUAACUGUACGAGCGGUUACAGGAGUACUGAUCGAGGAAGGUGAAGGGACUUGAGUCUUAUAUGGGCGUUAUGUGCCUCGUAUGGAGAUCCAGAUUAGUGGUGUCCAUGAUUCUGGUUGUUGUACUCUGUGGUGUGUAUGCAUCAGACGCACAACCAAUUGGAAAAGUUUAUCCACGCGGAAAUCACUGGGCUGUUGGGCACUUAAUGGGCAAGAAAAGCACAGAUGAGCAGGUCAGACCAGAGGAAUCAGAAGGUGAUGAUAAGACCUUUAUGACGACCCCAGACCAGGAUCUGCUGCUGGAAAGAUUCAACAAACAUCUGUAUGCGCUCAUGAGAGGACAGACAGGAGCGGAGAGCAUGCAGGACGGCACAGAGGAGAUCGAUGCUUCGAAACUGCUCCAGCGCAUGCUGACCAAGAGACGUCAGUGGGAGGAAGAUCACGAGAGAGACAGACAAGUCAAACUGGUUGAGGACUUCUUGUUAAAGGCUUUGAGAAUGAAGGAUGACAACCAAAGCUGAGGACAAACCGGACGAAAGACUGUGGUUUGAAGUUCACUUGUCAACUGACUCUGUCAAACACUUUAUUCCACAACAUAUAAAUAAGCAUGUUAUAUUUUUGUAUGUCACUAUCUCAAGGAAAAUACACAUAAACUGAGUGUCAUCAUUCUGUAUAUUUUAUGCUAUUGUUUUAUAAAUGAAUUCAUCUUCUUGGUAACUGACACCAUAUAGUAAGCAUUGUAGUCAUAGUUCAGCUGAAUAAUAUAUAAUCAAUUUGAACUUGUUGGGCUAUCUGCGGUUUAUAAAAAUGACAGUGUGCUAUAUAAAUACGCUACAUAUAAUACAUUGCUUUCCAUGCAUUAUGAUUAAACAGUAAAUGUACUAAGCUUGAAUACGCUAGUAUGUGUCAAAGAAGAGUAAAAAAACUGAAUUUCUCA
Molecule: messenger RNA, 999 nt
Organism: Rhinichthys klamathensis goyatoka
Lineage: Eukaryota; Metazoa; Chordata; Actinopteri; Cypriniformes; Leuciscidae
Gene: grp
Product: gastrin-releasing peptide
Exons: 3
Coding region: 125-583 (152 amino acids)
Biological process (GO): neuropeptide signaling pathway
Molecular function (GO): neuropeptide hormone activity
Source: RefSeq, a predicted model, not a curated record